AUGAUUCACACGUUUGCACCCAACCAGCAAGAUACCACAAAACUGUUUUCUGGUACAACGCGGCUGAUUCACUUUCCUUGGAACGACGUCUCUCAACAACCCACACUUGCUGCCAAUCGUCACCAUUACGCCGCGUUAGUUUCAGAUUCAACGACAAAGCUUCAGCAAUGCAUUCAAAGCCUACUCACCCUAUUAAACGAUCGUGCCAUUGUCUUGACUCGUUGUGCCAACUUCGAUGCUGCCCUUCGUGAUGCAACUGCCAUGCAAGAAAUCUCGCCUUCGUCACCUCUUGGUUAUUUACGUGCAGCCACUAUUUACAGCGAACAAGGUAGACAACGAGCUGUCGUGGAUGUUUGCAACAAGGGACUCAAUGCUGUUCAUAUCAAUGAUCCUGGAUACAGCAAGCUUGAAGAGGCCAAAAUGGUUGCCAUGCAACGUGACGCCUGUCUUCUUGACUUUGUCGGCCAACUCCCGCUUGAUAUUGUUAUGGACGUGCUUUUCCCUAUGCUUUUGGGCGAUGAUGGAAUACUGGACAGCAAGAAGGGAUGCCCUUAUUUGGAAGUGUCAAAGACAUGGCUCGACCGUGCCAUUGAGACAGCUGGAGGAGGAUUGCAUUUCAUUAUACCCGACCAGUACUCCCUCGCCCAGGUUGUUCGAUUUGCUCAGCACACAAAGACAAUACACAUUGAAUUCUAUUCUCAGGGAACAUGGCUACCUCAUUUAUUAUAUCGUGCCAACCUAUGCUCACUAGUGGAGAUAAAGAUUAAAGGACUCGAGGAUAGUAUCAAUGUGGGUCACCUUGUUUCGUCGUUGAGAUCCGUCAGCAAUACGUUGACUCGUUUGACUAUUUGGAAAUCGAACAACGGACCACUUUGGCCAAGAGGAUGUUCUGCUCAACAACCCAAACGUAAACGACCUCUACCGGUAGCAGAAAUAUUAAUCAAUUGCCCCAACUUGAUGAUGCUGGAUCUCGCCUAUCAGUUCACCGCUGAUUUCAGCGCUGUCCCAUUGACGAAGACAUGGCCACACCUUACAACUUUAUAUCUGAACCAUUAUGAAGGUGCCACUUUCGAUGGUCAAUUCUUGGAGAUUUUGAAGCGGUUUCCCUCACUAAAGAGGCUUGUGCUGAAUCCAUGUAUUGAACCCCAGCCCAUGACAAUGAUCCAUCGCUACUGCCCUUCCAUGAGAGAGCUUCAACUCAAGAUAAAACGCAUACAAUCAUCUUCAGCACGACAUGAACAACAACACGACGAUCAGUGUAUGAGAGGACGCGGUGGAUUGAAGAAAAUAUGGAUUUCAGAAGGUUCACAAAACGAUGAUGCUUGGAUGGAUAUGCGCAAGGUGCUACAGCAACAUCACAAUACGCUUGUUCACCUCGAAUUGAACUUGGAUGAUGCUGGCAACAAUGAUGAUGGCGUUUUCAGCCUGGAAUUUCCUUGUCUUAAAACACUCGCUCUUCGACGUCAUUAUUCGAACAAUGUUUGCUUUGGGUGGUGGAUUAUGCGAAAGGCGCCGUUUCUUGAGGAAUUGAGCAUUACAGCAAAUGUCAUCAAAUUGAGUCCUGGGCUACUCGGUUUCACACCACCACCUACUCUAAGAAAACUAGUGCUGGACCUUCGUCAUGUAAUUCGCGUGGAUGAGACGACAGUGGUUGGACGAUUUCUGGAACGCUUUUCUCAACAAAAGAAGGCGACUUCGUUAAAGGAGUUACAACUACGAUUCCACAGCAGCGGUGAUGUUACUCCUGAUACCCUUGUUGCUUCCAUCUGCCAUUUGAAUCAGCUUCAACAUUUGUCUAUAUCUUAUACCCUACUAUGGGAGCAAUGGGAAAUGGAUCAUUUUACACAGAUGCUUGUUGAAGGCUGCCCACACCUAAUAUCUCUUGAAUUGAAUGGGCGCAGACCUUUGUCUUGUUAUGCAAUGAACAUUUUGAAACGCCUUCAACAUUUCCGACGUCUCGCUUUUAACAUUGUUUGA
Molecule: messenger RNA, 1977 nt
Organism: Lichtheimia ornata
Lineage: Eukaryota; Fungi; Mucoromycota; Mucoromycetes; Mucorales; Lichtheimiaceae
Exons: 2
Coding region: 1-1977 (658 amino acids)
Molecular function (GO): protein binding
Source: RefSeq, a predicted model, not a curated record